UAUAAAAUUAAAGUACAUUAUUUCUAGUUCAUUAUCUAAUACUUAUAUAUUUAAUUUUAUUAAAUUAUUUAGGAGAAAUAAAAAAUUCUAGGUACAGGACAACGAGACAAGAAAAUGUUUAAACUUAACUCUGUUAAUGGAAAAUUUGACAUUGUUUUUGCUGGAGAUUUGGAUACUGAAGAUAAAGCAAAAAUUAAAUGCAUCCGUGGCACCAGUGCAGGUCGACGGAAAAAUGCAGAAUGGAAGUCACAUUUAUUUGAUAAAAAGAAGCGGGGACAAACAGAUGUAUCAAAAAUUAAAUCAAAUAAAACUUCAAAACUAAGACUAGAAAAAGAUAGAGAAAGAAAACUUGCACCAAAUGUAACUCCAAGAACUGACGAAGAACUUGAAGAAGUACUUGUGUCAGAUAUUUCAAAUGACAGAAAACAAUCUGGAACUAAAAAAGAUGCAGAAACUGAAAACAGUAGUAAUGUUUCUAUAAUUAGAAGAGAUACUUAUUCAAAACAGUGUAAAAAUGACGAUUCAUCUUACAUUUCACAAGAACAAUUAAAUACAUUAUUCACUGAACUUUUUAAUGAAGCAGAACCUGAAAAAGUCGAGAAACCACCUUCCAUACAAAGUCCAGACAAUGAAACAAAAGAUAUUCCCAUUGAAGAAUCGACUUUAAUGAACAGUUCAAGACAGGAGGAGAUCAGAAAAAAACAAGCCACACCUGAUUGUGAAUAUUACCCAUGGGGGAGACCAGGUGGUGGUGCACCAAUCAAAGCCGAGGACCCAGGAAAUAUAAGAGCAGAGCUACGGAGAAGUAUAAAACUUCAAGAUGAAAGACAGGAGGCAGAAAAACUAAACGAAUCUUUGAACUCUUCUAGUAACGCUGGAAAUAAUCUCAAUAAAUCUAUGUCAAAGAAAAAUCGAUCAUUUGCCAGAGGUCAAGUUAAACAGCAGCACGAACUCGAUGACUUAGAAAAACGGAGAUUAAAGCAUCUUGAACACGAGAGAGAAAUUGCAAAACAAGUUGAGGAGAAAAGACUUGCAAAGAAAUUGGCUAGAGAAGCACAACUAAGAGAAGAACAAGAAUCAGAAGCAAGGUUUCAAAGAGAACGUGAAAUGCUGCAAAAAAGAAUGGAAGAAGAAAAGAAGAAGCAAAAAGAAAAAGAGGAGGAGAAGAGGAAACAGCAGGAACUAAUCGAAGCAAGUAUAAAGAAGGCGUAUGAUGAGGCUGUUCAAGCGAAAAAGCAGACUCGUUUAGCUCGUACAAUGAAUGCAGAAAAAACAGAUAAUGAAACACAAUCGAGACAAGCUAAAAAUGAGAGCGAGGCUACCCAAAUAAACCAUCAAACUUAUCGAAAGCAGUACUCUAAUGAAAGUAAAAAGAUUACCUCUCAACGGUUGAAAGAAGAGACUUCAUAUCUGCCAGUGUCUGGAGAUGAAAACGAAUUGACGAAUAAUUCUAUACGAAGUAGCCACGAAUACGAAACUGAAAAAAAGACAAUAACGAAAGCAUCGAAAAUUCCAAAACCCAAAAAAACAAAAAAUGCUGAAAAUGAUCAGCCGCAAGAAUCUCGAAAAGUUAAAAAGAAAAUUAAGAAACGGUCAUCCGAGUUAACAGAAAAUAACUACGUGGAACACUCUCAAGCUGAAACAAAAGAUAAAACAAGAAAGUUAAGCAGGAAAAAAGAGGAGAAGAAUGCAGAGGAAACUUUGAACAAUCUGGUCGAUGAUUACCUUGUCCCGUUUCAUCGGACUAAAACGGAAGUGCUACAACACGACGGCAUUGAAGACUGGUCAAAAGAAUCUGUCAGAAGAAACGAUGAUCCCUUUGAUAUAGAGCGUUUUUCUUCACCCGAAACACCGUCACGACGUCAACAACAAAUCAUCAAGCAGUUGCAUGCUUUAAGACAAGGAUUGAUGGAAAAACAAAGAGAACAUAUUUUACCGGAACACCACUACGCCUAUUGAUCGUCCAUAAAAUAUAAAUAAAUAAAAAGUUUCCGUUCGUCCAAAUAUGGUAAAAUCCAUAGUAUAAUUUUUACUACCACAAUACGAAUUAUUAACUUUUACUCUGCCCUGUUUACAAGGAACUGAGUAUCACUCCUCAAUGAAAUCUCAUUGCUCUGGCAAACCAAGGAGUAUAUUAUAUAACUCGCUUCAAGAGUCGAUAUAAAAACGGGAUCUCCACUUUACUCGCCUAACUGAAUUACUCGGUUCCAUAUAAACAGCGCAUUGGUUUCGUUUUAUUUAUCACAUGUAUAUAAAUUUUAAAUGAAUUUUGUAGAUAUUUAUUUCAGAACUUUUUUAUUUGGAGCAGGAGUUAUGCACAGUUAAUUUGUACAUAUGUGAAUUUGAAUAAGAAAAAUAAAUUUUAUAGGCACA
Hydractinia symbiolongicarpus is the source of this 2373-nucleotide messenger RNA. Its product is annotated as trichohyalin-like. Gene Ontology annotation, biological process: cilium assembly. Gene Ontology annotation, molecular function: microtubule binding. The transcript is spliced from 14 exons. Bases 115 to 1959 code for a protein of 614 amino acids. Lineage: Eukaryota; Metazoa; Cnidaria; Hydrozoa; Anthoathecata; Hydractiniidae. The record is from RefSeq and is a predicted model, not a curated record. Gene Ontology annotation, cellular component: microtubule; cilium.